GUCGCAGCUGUGUUGCAAACCUUUCAAAUUUACCCUGCAAUAAAACCAAUUAAAAUACUUGUUUAUUCUUAUCGUUUGGAGCUGUUUGUGUUGGAGCAUUUUUAAACAGAGAGCAGCCCCCAUUUGGUUUAUGCGCUCAAUUGUCUACUCGAUUUCGCUAAAAUUUGUUGGCGCUGUUUGCGAUUGUGUGGUCAAUUUGGUCUGUGAUCGUCUUAAAGGGAGCUUGUUGCUUCUUGGCUAUCAGAAGUAAAGACGUGCCCGAGAGUGUUGGUUGUGCCGUAAUAGUAUAUUCCAUUUUUCUGUUCCAAAAUACAUAAAAUCCAUUAAGUGUGCACUGUAAAUAUAUAGCAAACCCGAAUGUGUUUCAAAGUGUGAAAAGUAAUUGGAAAAAUAGUGAUAAAUUUUACGCAUAAACAUGCAGUUAUUUAAGCAAGCAGCGUUUAACCAUACGCUACUAUUGUUGCUUAGCCUAUGGUCCUGUUGCAUUUGGGCGUCAACAAAUGCAGCGACAACAGAUGCGAGCAGCGAUGCGGCAGCGGAGGAAGGAGCAAAGCACAUAAAAGUAUUUACCGUGGCGACAGAACGCACUGAUGGAUACUUGCGGUACUUGCGUUCAGCAAAGCGUGUCUAUGACAUUGAGGUGAAUACGCUUGGCAUGGAUGAGGAGUGGAAAGGCGGCGAUAUGAAUGGUUUGGGUGGCGGCUAUAAAAUACGCUUGCUACGCGAAGCUGUUGAGCCUUUCAAAGAUGAGAAAAACACAAUUAUUUUGUUCACCGACAGCUACGAUGUCGUCUUCACCACCGGCCUUAAGGAUAUUUAUAGGAAAUUCAAAGAAUUUGGCGCUAGAGUGCUCUUCUCUGCGGAAAAAUUCUGUUGGCCUGAUGUGAAAUUGGCCAAGUCAUAUCCCCCAGUGUCGGAGGCCAACUCAUCGCCAUACCUGAACUCGGGCGCUUUUAUCGGCUACGCACCGGAGAUUUAUAGCAUUUUAAGCGCUGAGGAAAUCAAAGACGACGACGAUGAUCAACGUUACUAUACGAAAAUAUUCCUUGAUGUAGAUAAACGUAAAAAAUGGAGCAUACAAUUGGACACGCAAUCGCGUUUGUUCCAGAAUUUGAAUGGCGCCCGUGAAGAUGUCAAGCUGAAUGUGGACUUGGACUCGAAUGAGGGCAAAUUGCAGAAUAUUAACUUUAUGACCGAGCCGAGUAUUAUACACGGUAAUGGACCGAGUAAAGUCGAGUUAAAUGCAUUUGCAAAUUAUUUGGCGAAAACCUUCCAUGGCGAGUGUUUGAUAUGUCAGGAAGAUCGUUUGGAGUUGCAAGAAAAGAAUCUGCCCGUUGUGUCUGUAGCGCUCAUCGUUACAGAAACAGUGCCUUUCUUCGAUAUGUUCCUGCAGAAAGUCGAAAACCUUAACUAUCCCAAGCAAAAUUUGCAUCUAUACAUUUACAGUAAUCAAAAAUUCCAUGAUGAUAUGGCGCAAGCUUUUCUUAAGCGCGUAGAAAAGGAGUACCGCAGCGCGAAAAUCGUGCUUUCCAGCGAUGAGCUGAAUGAGCAACGCGGUCGUGAAUUGGCGCUCCAACAGGCCAAACAAAAGCAGAGCGACUAUAUAUUCUUCGUGGACGCCGCUGUGCAAAUAGAUGAUCCGCAAUUGUUGCGCGAGUUGUUAAUCAUGAAUAGACAAUUCGUUGCGCCUGUGGUGAGCAAAUACGAUGAAUUAUGGAGCAAUUUCUGGGGUGCACUUUCCGAUGGCGGCUACUAUGCGCGCUCACACGACUAUGUGGACAUUGUGAAGGCCUCAUUUACCGGCAUGUGGAAUGUCCCUUAUGUGUCCAGUGUUUAUCUGAUCAAGAGCAGCGCAUUCAAACAUAUCUCGUAUCAGCAUCGCGAUUAUGACCCCGAUAUGGCAAUGUGCGAGUCGCUACGCAGAGCUGGUGUCUUCAUGUACGUCACUAACCAGCAUAUCUUUGGUCAUUUGGUAAAUGCCGAUAAUUUCGACACCGCCGUCGCGCGUCCUGACUUUUACACGAUAUUCAGCAAUAAAUACGAUUGGGUCAGAAAGUAUAUACAUCCAAAUUAUUUUAAACAUUUGGAACCGAAUACAACCAUUGAGCAACCCUGUCCCGAUGUUUUCUGGUUUCAAGUCGGUACCGACGCUUUUUGCGAUGAUAUGGUGGCGAUUAUGGAAAACUUCGGCAAAUGGUCGGAUGGCAGCAAUAAAGAUGCGCGUUUAGAGGGUGGCUACGAAGCGGUGCCCACACGUGACAUACACAUGAAACAGGUGGGAUUGGAUGGUGUGUGGCUGAAGUUCCUGGAUUACAUUGUGCGUCCGCUGCAAGAGAAAGUUUUCAUGGGCUACUAUCAUAAUCCGCCACGCUCGCUCAUGAAUUUCGUUGUGCGCUAUCGCCCGGAUGAACAACCGUCACUGCGUCCACACCAUGACUCCUCCACAUACACGAUUAAUAUCGCAUUGAAUAGCGUGGAUGUGGAUUAUGAGGGCGGUGGCUGCCGUUUCCUACGCUACAACUGUCAGGUGGAUAAGACGCGCAAAGGUUGGAUGUUUAUGCAUCCAGGUCGUUUGACGCACUACCAUGAAGGCUUACCGGUGACAAAUGGCACGCGUUACAUAAUGAUUUCGUUUGUUGAUCCAUAAAUGCGACAUUUUGCGGUCUAAAGCAGCGGAGGAGCGCAUCGUAGCGCAACAGUCGUUUAGAAUUUAAGCAAAAACUGCCAUUGGCCUGUCCAAAGAUUACCUUUAGUUGUUUUGUAGUCGCUUUCCUUAUGAAUACAUUUAUGCAUACAUUUAUGCGCAUAGUAUGUGGCAUCUGGAAAAACUUUCUUAGUUAUCGUAUCGAAUCGUAAGAGUCUACUUAAUUCGCAAGUCGAGUAAUAAUAAUAAUAUACAAUACAUUACUUAUAUACACAACAAAGCAAUUUUUCCCCAACAAAUGUGAAAAUCUAGUUGCAUGCAUAUCGUGCGUAAUUUACUGAAUACUCGUCAUUACGAAUGAAUUUACUAUAUUUUACAAACUAACUAACAAGUGAAGCUGCAUUUAAUCAAAUAAUCACAAUGAAUUGACACAGUCAAAAUGUACUCGAAUUGACAAUUUUUUACAACAUUUUAUAUUUACCUUAACAAUUAGCUGAUGUAUGUGUUUGCUAAAAAGUGAUUGAUUUAUAAGCAAUGAACAAAUAAACAUUUUAUGUAAAAUAGUAAUAUAAA
Messenger RNA from Bactrocera neohumeralis, 3217 nucleotides. It is a transcript of the gene Plod, whose product is annotated as procollagen-lysine,2-oxoglutarate 5-dioxygenase. Gene Ontology annotation, cellular component: endoplasmic reticulum. The transcript is spliced from 11 exons. Lineage: Eukaryota; Metazoa; Arthropoda; Insecta; Diptera; Tephritidae. The record is from RefSeq and is a predicted model, not a curated record. The coding region runs from base 416 to 2647 and encodes 743 amino acids. Gene Ontology annotation, molecular function: procollagen-lysine 5-dioxygenase activity; iron ion binding; L-ascorbic acid binding. Gene Ontology annotation, biological process: peptidyl-lysine hydroxylation.